Molecule: messenger RNA, 771 nt
Organism: Papaver somniferum (opium poppy)
Lineage: Eukaryota; Viridiplantae; Streptophyta; Magnoliopsida; Ranunculales; Papaveraceae
Product: polyphenol oxidase A1, chloroplastic-like
Exons: 2
Coding region: 1-771 (256 amino acids)
Source: RefSeq, a predicted model, not a curated record
AUGUCCCUUUCUCACUUGUGUACCACACCCAUUUGCUCUUCAAUCACCUCUAACAAUCCUCUUCGAAGUGCUUCGACCAAACUUAGCACCCCAUCAGUUCGUCUAUCAAACCCUACUGCUACCAUCUCAUGUGAACACAACAAACAAACCAGCAGGAAUGAAGCUAGCAAUGUAACUCAGCAUGUCGUUGAUAGAAGAAAUGUCCUCUUAGGGUUAGGAGGAUUGUAUGGUGCCGCUGGCGCUUCUAUUGGUGCUCCGUUAACGCCUCCUGACUUAACAAAGUGUCACAAAGCAACGGAUCAAAAUACUACCCCGCAUGAGGUGGACUGUUGUCCACCUGAUUAUGGUACAGCAAAAAUGGUUGAUUUCACACCACCUUCUCCUAAUGAUCCAUUACGAGUUCGGAAAGCAGCCCACAAAUAUAAUCUCGACGAUAUUGCGAAAUUUGAAGCAGCUGUCGCUAAGAUGAAGGCUUUACCAACCAAUCAUCCGUGGAACUACUAUCAACAAGCUACCAUUCAUUGUACUUACUGCAAUGGUGCCUUUAAUCAGUUGAAUACUAAAACUUUACUUCAAGUUCAUGGAAGAAUGUACAUGCCCCCGAUGUACUUAAAUGAGAAAUCACCUCUUUUCUAUGAAAUUCGUAACAAAAAUCAUUAUAAGUCGGUGUUGGAUUACAAUUAUUCUAUGGGUGCCGAUAUUCCUACGGACACCAAGGCUGUGGUUACUAAUAAUGAUGAUGAUGAUGAUGAUGACGAAGAUGAAGAAUAA